AGUCCUUCCAAGUUGUGGUGACAGGAAAUGGCUUCCGACAUGCCCGGAAUGUGGAUCGAGUCCUUUGUAGCUUCAGGAUCAAUGAGACAGUCACCCUCAACGAGAAACCCUUCGUAGUGGAGGACACAUACUUACUCUGCCCAGCGCCUGUCUUACAAGAAGUUGGCAUGGAAGCUGCCCUUCAAGUGAGCAUGAACGAUGGCCUCAGCUUCAUCUCCAGCUCCGUCAUCAUCUCCAGCACACACUGUUCUGAUGGGACCAUCCUGGCAAUUAUCUUGCUGAUCCUCUUCAUUCUCUUGGCUCUGGCUCUCCUCUGGUGGUUCUGGCCCCUUUGCUGUACUGUGAUUAUUAAAGAGCCCCCGCCGCCCCCGAUGGAAGACAGCGAGGAGGAAGAUGAUGAUGGACUUCCCAAAAAGAAGUGGCCAACGGUGGAUGCUUCCUAUUAUGGCGGGCGUGGAGUUGGAGGCAUUAAGCGGAUGGAGGUUCGUUGGGGAGAAAAGGGAUCGACUGAAGAAGGGGCGAAGCUGGAGAAGGCCAAGAACGCCCGCAUCAAGAUGCCAGAACAAGAGUACGAAUUCCCAGAGCCAAGGAAUCUCGGAAGCAGCAACCGCAGGUCCUCCUCACCACAGAAGUGGUACUCGCCAAUCAAGGGAAAGCUGGAUGCCCUCUGGGUUCUUCUGAGGAAAGGCUACGACCGGGUGUCCGUCAUGCGACCACAGCCAGGAGACAAGGGUCGCUGCAUUAACUUCACUCGAGUGAAGACCUCCCAGGCGCCCCCCAGAUACCCCCUCAACAACUCCUACCACCCUCCACCCCCGCCCCCAGCCCCUGCUUACAACCCUCCCCCGCUUGCCCCCAUCUACACCCCGCCAUCCCCAAGCUCCCCCACCCCUUCCCCCCCUUCCACACUGCUUCCGCCCCCUCCUCACGCUCCUCCCCCUAACCGGGCUCCUCCCCCUUCCCGACCCCCUCCCCGCCCUUCCGUCUAA
Messenger RNA from Notechis scutatus (mainland tiger snake), 989 nucleotides. The record is from RefSeq and is a predicted model, not a curated record. NCBI's taxonomy places the organism in Eukaryota, Metazoa, Chordata, Lepidosauria, Squamata, Elapidae.